CCCCACUUGCACGGAUCAAUACGGAGCGAGCACCCUUCUUCAUUCAGUCGGCGGCACUGUUGGCCAUACGCAUUGUCCUCUCGCAAUUUCCAACAGACGCUAUUUCACCGCUCAAGGUCACCUGAAGGAGGUGUGACGUCAUGCGACUAGAGCAGGCGCCGCCCCGGGUCCUGCAGUCUUUCAACGGCGGCUCCACAGAUCAGGGCCACCACAUCGACACUCUCGACAUAGUCGACAACAACAACGUGUCCCGCCAGGACAAGCUCCGAACCACGGGCUCGGCCACAAGCAACACGGUAGCGGCCAACAAGAAUGUGCUGUGGGACCUCCAACCUCCUCACUCGCCCGACGAGGAGGACGAAUUUGAAGAGGAUGGGCGAGGGAGUCGCGACGGAAACAGCGUCGGAAUGAGCGAGAAUUCUGAGGAGGAGGGUCGGAGCUCCUCUUGUUCGGAGGCAUCCGAGUUGGCUCAUCUGGCCAGCUCGAGCGAAGACGAACACUUUGCAGACCAGAUUCCAAACAGAGCAACAGACAUCGCAGAAGCGAUUGCGCCUCUGGAGCAGAAUGGCUUGGCAGAGGAAAUUGCGCCGCGCACCCCCGAGCCGCAGACGGCCGCUGGGGACGAGAACGAGGAUUCGGGCAAGGCCUCGGUCAAUAACAACAGCAUGACCGACUUAAUGCUAGGAGCUUUUGACGUUUUCACAAUGGAAACCGCCCUACCCAAAAUCGAUUUGGCCCAGCUAGAGAGCCACUUGCUUGCAGCGGCCAAGAGGGAAGAUCACAGGCGCCGAAAUGACAGGGAGGAAAUUCGCAGGCGCCUGGCCAUGGGCGAGGAGGCGCAGGAGCGGCCAGGCGGCCGAAAGCCCAGUCUGCAGCGCCGACUCCAAAGUGGUAUGGACCUUCAGCUGUGUUUCAUGAAUGAAUCGGCCAAUGACCUGGAAGCCGACCAAGAAGUCGCCGCGGCCAACGCGUCGACCAGCAAGCCCGUGGCCGUGCCGGCCAUCAAGUUGAGCAAAAGCGCCACCCUGGACCCCCAAUUGAUGCAACGCGAGGCCCAAAUGGCACUAGCGCAGGCCUCCAAACUGGCCCGCAUGGAGAUGGCCCUGGAAAGGCAAAACAUGAGACUGUCCCUCACACCCAGCCCAACUUCGCAGCUCCUAAAGAAAUCUCUCAAGAAGGUCGGGGUCAACUUUCCUCCGGAAAGGCGAAGGGUCAGUCGCCAACUGCUGACGGACCUGAAUGUGACGCAGCUCCAGGUUUUGGUUAACGACCUUCAUACGCUCAUUGAAGGUUUGAAUGAGGAUUUGGUGCAGAUGUUGAUGGAAAGAGACGAUCUCCACAUGGAACAAGACUCUCGUCUUGUAGACAUUGAAGAUUUAAACAGAUAUCUAGGAGCGAAAACCAUGCCUGUUCCGCCUGGACUUCAGCGUUGAUGCUUAAAAUAAUCAAUUUUCGAGCCCUCCAUUUCUCAAAAUAAUUCCUGCGUGACUGAGUUAGAUCUGAUUCCUGCAUUACAAAGUAAAAUCAAACUUAAUAAUUUGCUAAGUUUAGGGCACCACUUACGCAGUACGAUGACAAGGUGAAUUUUAAAAGAAUAUUUAGGUUAAAAUAUUAAUAUAUUAAGCAAGAAUGUUAUUUAUAUUUCAAAAAAAGAGCAUUUAUAAUAAAUUAUAGGUUGGC
Molecule: messenger RNA, 1680 nt
Organism: Neocloeon triangulifer
Lineage: Eukaryota; Metazoa; Arthropoda; Insecta; Ephemeroptera; Baetidae
Gene: Schip1
Product: schwannomin-interacting protein 1
Exons: 11
Coding region: 141-1433 (430 amino acids)
Biological process (GO): positive regulation of hippo signaling
Cellular component (GO): plasma membrane; cell junction
Source: RefSeq, a predicted model, not a curated record